AUGGCAAUUGGGUCCAAGUCGCUGAGCCACCCAUGGACUGUACUUUGGGCUCGACCGACAUCACUGUCAAAUGUCUAUGCAUUGUGUGGUGCAUUCGGUAUUUAUAACAAUAAUUCAUCUAACCCUUGUGAUUGUCCAAAAGGGUUUGAACCAUUUUCAGAUAUCGAGAACAGACUAAACGAUUGGUCAGGUGGUUGUCAAAGGAAACACCCUUUACAAUGUGAAAACCGUAAUGGCAAAAAAGAUUGGUUCCUAAAAAUAUCAAACGCGAUAUUGCCUGUUAACUCGAAAGCAUAUUCGCCACAGAGUGCUAGGAGAUCAUGUGAAUUAACUUGCAUGAAUAAUUGUUCUUGCACGGCUUAUGCUCUUAACAGCAGCGGGUGUAUGAUAUGGGAAGGAUCUCUUUUGAACUUACAGCGAUCCUCAGAUAAUGGUGAGGCAGGACAGGAUAUAUUUCUCAGACUCUCUGCCGAAGAGCCUCAAAAUACCAAAGGCAACAAAUGGGAAGUAUGGGUGAUUGUGGCCUUGCCGGUCCUUGUAAUGGUGCUAAUCUUUUGCCUCUUAGUUGGUUUCUCAAGCAAGGGAAAGCUCAAAUGCAAAGGAGAUGUGGUUUCAAGCAAUGAUCUACUGUUAUUUGAUUUUAAUACUGAACUUCAUGCAAUCAAUGACGAAACAAACACUAGAGAUAAUGCGACAAAAAGUGGAAAGAAAGAUGUGGAGUUACCGCUAUUUAGUUAUGAGAGUGUAUCAGCUGCAACCAAUAAUUUCUCAAAUGCAAAUAAGCUUGGAGAAGGAGGGUUUGGACCUGUUUACAAGGGGAAGUCACUUAAGGGCCAAGAAAUUGCAGUUAAAAUGCUUUCAAACAGAUCUACACAAGGGCUUGACGAAUUCAUGAAUGAGACAACACUAAUCGCAAAACUCCAGCACAAACACCUUGUUAGACUCUUGGGUUGCUGUAUGGAAGGAGAUAAAAAAAUUCUAAUAUACGAGUACAUGCCGAACAAAAGUUUGGAUUUCUACCUUUUCGAUCCAACCAAGAAAAAGAUGCUAGAUUGGGGGACACGCAUACACAUUAUUAAUGGGAUUGCUCAAGGACUGCUUUAUCUUCAUCAGUAUUCAAGGUUAAGAAUCAUACAUAGAGAUAUGAAGCCCAGUAACAUUCUCUUGGAUGGUGAAAUGAACCCGAAAAUAUCAGAUUUUGGCAUGGCUCGAAUAGUUGGAGAUAACGAAGCACAAGCAAAUACAAACAGAGUUGUUGGAACUCAUGGCUACAUGUCGCCCGAAUAUGUUAUGGAGGGUCUAUACUCGAUAAAGUCUGAUGUGUUUAGCUUUGGAAUAUUGCUACUAGAGGUUGUGAGUGGCGAGAAGAAUACAGGCUUCUAUAACAGAGUCACUCAACCUUCUUAG
Molecule: messenger RNA, 1407 nt
Organism: Juglans regia (Persian walnut)
Lineage: Eukaryota; Viridiplantae; Streptophyta; Magnoliopsida; Fagales; Juglandaceae
Product: G-type lectin S-receptor-like serine/threonine-protein kinase At1g11330
Exons: 6
Coding region: 1-1407 (468 amino acids)
Biological process (GO): protein phosphorylation; recognition of pollen
Molecular function (GO): protein kinase activity; ATP binding
Source: RefSeq, a predicted model, not a curated record